AUGCGGUCCUUCUCCCUGGCCGCGCUGCUGCUCGCCAGCACCGCCGCAGCCCUCCCCCGAAACGAGUGCUUCCGCGUCCACAGCAAAGCCCUCGCCGAGUACACCGACUGCGGCAACCAGGCCGCCGUGAGCCGGUGCCUCGCCUCGCUGUCCAGCUUCGAGCCAAGCGACCUCGCGCCGUGCUACACCAACGCCGGCUGCUCAGCCAGCCAGGCGGCCCUCGAAGCCCGGUACAUCACGACGCGGUGCCAGGAAUACAGCACCGGCAACGAGCUGCGAAAACGCUUCCGCGCCGCCCUGGAGCCCGUCCGGGCCACGCAGGCGGUCGUCGCGGCCGCGCACCUCGCCGCGCGGGCGACGACGACGCCGGCCCCCGUCCGCAAGGGCGCCGACUGCUUCAGCGCCAGCGAGUUCGACACGUCGAGCUGCGACGUGGCCACGGAGAACGGCAAGGCCGUGACGCGCACGUGCACGCCGUCCAAGGGCACCUCGAGCGACUGCCUCUCGGGCUGGAUCUGCACCGUCGACAGCACCCACCAGGACAUAUGCAUGAAGAAGCAGCCCAUCGACACGGGCGGCAUCAUCGUCGCCAUCGUCUUCGCCGCCUUCUUCGCCAUCGGCCUCGCCUACCUGACCUUUGCCUGCUGCCGCGAGCGCAAGCACCACAAGCGCGUCGCCGCCAAGGCAGAGGCCGUCGCCCUCGCCCGCGCCGCCACCAAGAAGCAGCGCUCGCAGGAGGCCCGCGCGCCCCUCAUGCAGCAGACGCAGGAGGCUAGUAGUCCCAACCCUUUCCAGGACCAGCCUAGCCAUGCUUAG
This is a messenger RNA of Metarhizium brunneum ARSEF 3297, 816 nucleotides long. RefSeq lists its product as uncharacterized. NCBI's taxonomy places the organism in Eukaryota, Fungi, Ascomycota, Sordariomycetes, Hypocreales, Clavicipitaceae. The record is from RefSeq and is a predicted model, not a curated record.